CGGCGCCGCGAUAAGGCGGCGGCGGCGGCGUCGGCUCGGGGACCACAGGCAGGCGGCGGCAGCUCGCACCCGCGCCCACUUCGCACUCGAGGCGCCCCCCGGAGACCAACCCCCGCCCGGCGGCCCAGGCCGGGACCCGAACCCAGCGGGUGCCGCGUCUCCACCCAGGCCUCCAUCACUUCCAACCAGCCAUGUUCCAGGCUGCAGGAGCCGCCCAGGCCACCCCCUCUCCUGUAGGUGAUCAGCCGGGUGGGAGGACACCCCGACCAGGUGUCUGGCUUGGGGAUGAAGGGGAAGCCAAAGGCGGUUGUGGCCCCAGCACCGUUCAGCGCUCCAAGUCCUUCAGCCUUCGCGCCCAGGUGAAGGAGACUUGUGCUGCCUGCCAGAAGACCGUGUACCCCAUGGAGCGGCUGGUGGCAGACAAGCUCAUUUUCCACAACUCUUGCUUCUGCUGCAAGCACUGUCACACCAAGCUGAGCCUGGGCAGUUACGCGGCACUGCACGGGGAAUUUUACUGCAAGCCCCACUUUCAGCAGCUGUUUAAGAGCAAAGGCAACUACGAUGAAGGCUUCGGCCGAAAGCAGCACAAGGAGCUCUGGGCCCACAAGGAGGUGGACACCAGCACCAAGACAGCCUGAGGCCCUCUGACCAUCCAUUCCCUCUGUAGAGGGCCUGCAGCAGGAUGGUGGGAAGUGUGGGAAGGAGAUCGGACCUGGGCUUGGGUGGGGAGGCAGGGUGGGAAUGGGAUGAGGCUGUUUUGCUCAGGCAGAGGGUUACAGGGGCAGGGCUCUGCUCCAGGAUUCCUUCUUUCUCAGUGGGUUGGGAUUUGGGAACCAGGAUUAGAGGGUUGCCCACCACCCUGCUCCCUGCUUCCUGCUUCUUUCAGCCUACCCAACCUCACCCCCUGGCUCCCUUGGAGGCCCCCAAGCCCAGCUUCCUUAUCUAGGUGCCUUUUCUCCAACUAGGAGUCAGCAUGUUCCCCUCAGGGUCCUAAGCUCCCUCACUGCCACCUGGGGUCCUGUGUGGCCCCCAUGUCUCCCCAUCUACCUCUGCCCUUAGCCUGGUUCUGAGCCAUGGAGACUUUGGAGGAAGGAGAGGCAGCAUGCCUUCUGCUGGGCCUCAGAAUGCCCACCAGGGCUCCGUGGGGGAGGGGAGGGGAAGUGAAGCAGCCCUGCCCUCCCUGCGAAGCAAGGCAGGGCAGGCCCCAGUGGGGCUUGGGACCAUCUCGCACCACUGGCAUCGAGCAACAGAAGCUAAAGCACCUGCCAGCUUGAGAGCCAGAGACUGGCAGCAGCCACACUCCCUUCUCUCCUGUUUCUGCUGGUUCUGUUGUGAUCAACCCUGUUUUAAACAUGUUUCAACGGA
This is a messenger RNA of Phyllostomus hastatus (greater spear-nosed bat), 1365 nucleotides long. It is a transcript of the gene LIMD2, whose product is annotated as LIM domain containing 2. The coding region runs from base 192 to 638 and encodes 148 amino acids. The record is from RefSeq and is a predicted model, not a curated record. Gene Ontology annotation, molecular function: actin filament binding. Gene Ontology annotation, biological process: actin filament bundle assembly. Lineage: Eukaryota; Metazoa; Chordata; Mammalia; Chiroptera; Phyllostomidae. Gene Ontology annotation, cellular component: actin cytoskeleton; plasma membrane. The transcript is spliced from 5 exons.